AGUCCAACCAUUCCUAUCUGCCAUUAAACCAAACUCCUGAAACCCGCACCGUUAAGAUUAUGGCCGCGGUGUGGCGGCCCCGCCCCGCCCGUGCAGCAGCCCCCAGCCUGGGAGGGGCCGCCCACCCCCAGCGGCCGCGGCCGGGGUGGUGCUCAGGAACCGGAAGCUCUGCAGCCCCGGCCGGAAGCGCCCGGCGCGCUGCAGCGGCCAUGGCUGACGAGGAGGAGGACGGGCCCUUCGAAGAAGACGCAGAAGAAGCAGGUGGGGGCCUGGAUGGUGGGCAGGGGAAGAGGAAGAGGCUGUUCUCCAAAGAACUAAGAUGCAUGAUGUACGGAUUCGGGGAUGAUCAGAACCCUUACACAGAAUCAGUGGAUAUUCUUGAGGACCUGGUAAUAGAGUUUAUCACAGAAAUGACACACAAGGCCAUGUCAAUUGGGCGGCAGGGUCGUGUGCAAGUUGAGGACAUUGUCUUUCUAAUCCGGAAGGACCCCAGGAAGUUUGCAAGAGUUAAAGAUCUCCUAACUAUGAAUGAAGAACUGAAACGAGCCAGAAAGGCCUUUGAUGAGGCAAACUAUGGAUCUUGAUUCUGUGCGCAGGCUGCACAGGGGCAUUACUUGGGCAUCUGCUGCCCAAAAGGAAGUAAGGUCAUGCCUGUUGUUUGGAGGAGUUAUUCAAGAUGGAAGUUGCUGCUGGGAUGUCCGCUCUCGCUCCCAGCCUGUCCUGAAAAGUAUUCAGGCAGCUGAAUGUUAUCUGAUUGUAUGCAGCAUACUUACGUACUUUUAAACAAGUUUAUGAAAUGAGAAAAGAGCUCUAAAGACUUUUGUAAUGGCAGGAAGUCUGUUUGAAGUAGGGCUGUGUUGUGUCAGAUAUCUAGAAGACUAAUGAUGGGUGAUCCUCUACAACUAUUUCUGUUAUUGCUGGGUAUUCCUGUGACAGGAAACCUAGAAAAUGGAUCUUGGUUAAACUGGACAAAGUCUUCAAGGCCAGACUACUACACAAGUUCUGCUCUUUGCUCUGUAUACGCUCUUUGAAUAAAACAUUUU
Cuculus canorus (common cuckoo) is the source of this 1043-nucleotide messenger RNA. RefSeq names its product TATA-box binding protein associated factor 13 (gene TAF13). NCBI's taxonomy places the organism in Eukaryota, Metazoa, Chordata, Aves, Cuculiformes, Cuculidae. The record is from RefSeq and is a predicted model, not a curated record. The transcript has 4 exons. Gene Ontology annotation, cellular component: transcription factor TFIID complex. The coding region runs from base 60 to 584 and encodes 174 amino acids. Gene Ontology annotation, molecular function: protein heterodimerization activity. Gene Ontology annotation, biological process: transcription by RNA polymerase II.